AUCACUUGACUCUCUAAUUGAAGAUCUUCAUACUGGAAGAGAUUUCUAUAGCUCUGAGACCCUACGCGAGCUUCUGAAAUUAUUGCCAGAAGCUGAAGAGGUAAAGAAAUUAAAGGAUUUCAGUGGCGAUCUAUCAAAACUGUGUCAAGCAGAUUCAUUUAUGUAUAUGCUAAUCCAGGUGCCAAACUAUUCCCUGCGCAUUGAAGCAAUGGUGUUAAAAAAAGAAUUUUCUCCAUCAUGUACUUCACUGCAGAAAAACAUGACAAUUAUAAAAAUGGCUACAAAGGAGCUGAUGUGCUGUGAAGAGUUGCAUGCCAUAUUACACUUGGUGCUUCAAGCUGGGAAUAUUAUGAAUGCAGGAGGCUUCGCUGGCAAUGCAGUUGGCUUCAAGCUAUCCUCAUUACUCAAGUUGGCAGAUACAAAAGCAAACAGGCCUGGGAUGAAUCUGCUUCAUUUUGUUGCUUUGGAAGCCCAAAAGAAAGAUAAAGUUCUUCUAACCUUUUCAGAAAAAUUGCACCAUGUUCAUGAGGCAGCAAGGAUAUCCCUAGAAAAUAUUGAAACUGAACUUCACUCCCUGUCAUCAAAGACCAAAUCUCUAAAGGAUAGUAUUCGCCGGGACACAGAACUCUUUCGGCAGAUGGAAGGAUUUCUUCAGUUUGCUGUUAAAGAAUUAAAAGAACUCGACCAUUGGAAACGAGAGCUGAUGAAAGAAGCACACGCCCUUAUAGACUUUUUGUGUGAAGACAAAGAAACUAUGAAACUGGAAGAGUGCUUUCAGAUCUUUCGAGAUUUUUGUUUAAAAUUCAACAAAGCUGUUAAGGAAAACAAAGAAAGAGAGGUUCAACAACUUCAGCAGCUACAGCGACUUAAAGAGCUGGAGGACAAACGCCGGUCGUGGGUUGCUGCGGAUAUCAGUGCUUUUGGCAGGAGCAGUAGUGAAAAUGAUGUUGGUGCACUAACAAAGCGCGGACUUGAAGAGUUUUUACCCUUUUUGCAACAAAGACCCCAAAGUCCUUCUUACAGAAAUACCAGCACAAGACGCUCUCGACAUUCCUUGGGCGUGACUGCAGAAAGAGAACUCUUUACUUUCCUGAGUACCUCAAAAGGAGAAGAUCUGAACAAGUUUAACAGCCUCCCUCGUGAACAUCCUUUUCCAACAAGACCAAAUGUAGCAUGGUCAGAAAAUAAGGAGCCUGUGGAUGUCAGUUUCACUCAUUUGCACUUAGACCAAGUUUCCAAAAACAAGGUCCACAGUUACCAGUUUUUCCCAUCUCAGGCUCAACAUGUAGAAGAUGCUUCCCAUGAUAACCUCUAUAGCAAUCAAGAGAGGUCAAAUAAUGACAAGUAUGGGUUUAAUGUGCCUUGUGUAGAAUCCGGCGAUGCAGUUCCUUGGGAUCUAUCUAUGGAAGAACAUGAACAUAUUCCAAGACUGCAUAGGUUUGACUCUCAUGAAACAAAUGAUGUAGAGGAUUCAUCUCCAGUUCAUUUUGUGGCUGGAAUGCAAGGCUUGGAUGCUCAAGAUGGUCCAUUACACUCUCCUGGCAUUACAGGAGAUCCAUCCAAUAGAGAAAAGACUCAUUAUACAAUUGAACACUCUGCCAAAACGAUGAGUUACGUUAAUGAAGCUCUGGAACCUGAUAAUGAUAGCCCCAUCUCUUCAGAUGGUAGCAUUUCAGGAACUAAAACUCAAGGACCAGUUUUCUUUGAAUCAGAUUUUGAAUGUUCAUUGACACUUGAUCUCUCAGAAGAUCAAAGUUCGAAGUUAGGUGGCAAUAAAAUAGAUAACAAAAAUGGUGCUAACUCCUCUUAUAUGAAUGAACUGCAAACUGGUGAAAAUGCCAUCUUUUCUAAUGAUAAAUCUGACUGCAGCAAUAAGUCUAGUUUUCCAAAGGAGAAAUCAGUAAGGAGCAAAGACUCAUUAGGACCAAAGAGAAAUUCCUUGAAAGACAAAACUUCAGGUACCACAAAACCCAGCACUGCCUCUCCAAAUCAUCCCAGACCUGUGAGAACUCUGAAUUCAUCAGAAAAUGCAAGCAUGAGAAAAGUUGUACCCAUUUCUAGGUCCACUAAACCAGCAUCUCCUAGUUGCCCCAAAAAACCAGAGGCCAAGCCUGCAUCUCGAGACACGGCUGUAGCUGAAACACGUCUGUCACGUCGUAACUCCGUCCGGGGUAUUGUAGACGCAGCGCCAAAACCUCCCUAUCGGCAGAGUAUAUCAGUAGAAGAGCCAAAAUUUCAGCAUGGAACUUCAAAUUCAAGCAGUGGCCAUUGUGAGAAGGAGCAGCUUCAGCACAAAGGCUCUUUUAAAAAGCCCAGUUGCAAACCCGUCAGAUAUGUCCCCAAGUCAAAAACUGAUGAAACAAAAAUGUGCCGCUCCUUGAACAAAUCUCAGGGCCCUGUGGAUGCUAACAAAAGCACAUCUGCCACAGCUCCCAAGGCACCAGCUCCUGUUCCGAGUUUUGCAAGAAACACAGUGGCCUCUUCGUCAAAAUGCGCAAAGGUGGAUUUGCCCCCUCCUUCCAGAGCCCCACCUCUCACAAGGUCUUUGUCUCAAAGACUACCUCGAAUGAAAGUAACAGCCGCCUCUGAUGAUUUUAACCCAAAGGAAAAUGGUGGCACACUGAAAAGAGCCAACAGUGCUAAAAUUAUCAAAAGAAACACUGACAACAGUGACCUUCUUAGUGUUAAAGCAGACUCUGCGCCAGGGGAACAAAUAAUGGAAAAAUCAGGAUCCUUUAAAUGCAAAGAUGGGAGUCAAACUACAAUUGGGAAACUAUUCAAUCACUUCUAAAACAUAAAAGCAUUUGUAUCAUUUGGCAAUAUGGAAAGUGAAAACCAGGUUUCUCAAUGCUAACUAUUUUUGUUAUGAAAGAUUCUAAACAAACAUGCUGUAUUUUGUUAUUCGAUAGAAACUAAGGUACCUUGUGCGAAUCCUGAGGGAUGCCUGAAUUGAAUGUAUUUCAAAACUACUGUGAUGGAAUAGCUGUAACUAAGAUCCCUUGUCUUGGGGAGAGAGUAGCUUUUCAGGAAUUUAGCAUGCUAAAACUGAUUUCCUAGUGUUCUGCCUGACAAGACCUCAUCUCCAAGUUAGCUGGCUUGAGAUAAGAUAAACUAGAGUUAAUUACAAGUAAAAAAUAUUGCAAAGUUGGGGAUGGUUGUGCUAACAAAUUCUUUCAUGCAAUGAAAGGCAGGGAAUUCAGAAUUAGGAAUUAUGGCCAGUUGUAUUGUCACUGCUUUUCUGAGAAUGCAGACCUGAACUUUUUUUUUU
Molecule: messenger RNA, 3268 nt
Organism: Thamnophis sirtalis
Lineage: Eukaryota; Metazoa; Chordata; Lepidosauria; Squamata; Natricidae
Source: RefSeq, a predicted model, not a curated record